This is a messenger RNA of Nicotiana attenuata, 1643 nucleotides long. RefSeq lists its product as uncharacterized. The transcript has 4 exons. The record is from RefSeq and is a predicted model, not a curated record. The annotation marks the transcript as partial. NCBI's taxonomy places the organism in Eukaryota, Viridiplantae, Streptophyta, Magnoliopsida, Solanales, Solanaceae.
AUGCAUACAAAUUUCUUGAUUAUUGCGUUCGAUGGCAAAUGGACAGCAGAUUACAAGUACUUGAAUCAUAAAACGAAGCUCCUCCUGAUAAAUGAUGGGACUUCAUUUGAAGAAUUCCUUAGAAAAAUUUUUGAUGUUAUAGAGCUUGACAACAAAAAGUUUCAAGCAAAUGUAUGGCUUAAUAUCAACCUAGGUACUUCUAAGGGAAUAGAAGCGACAAAAGAUGAAGAUCUUAUUAUGUGUAUGAUUCUUUUAAAAAAUGAUCCGUACUAUAAAGAUUCGAAAUUUGUUGUUGAAAUAUCAGAAAAACCAGAUCAACAACUAGAAGGUAAUGCAAUAAUGGAAAUUGAUAAUCAACAGUUAUUGCACAGUAACACAUAUGGUCCGGAAGAGCAAGUGUUGCUGAUAUCUCAAGUUGAAGAAGAGCAGGAGAAUCCAAUUUAUGAUAUUACAAUGGAAAAAGAAAUUGUAAUUCCUGUGGAAGAUCAGCACAUUGAAUCACUACAAAAUAAAAAUGUCAUGAUUAGAUGUUUUUGCUUAGCAGCUAUAAAGGAGCAUUUUGAGUUCUAUGUUAACAGGUCAAGUAACACGAGAUACUCUUUGGUAUGUACUGAUGAAAAGUGUACUUGGACUGUUCGAGGUUCAAGAAUUAAGGAAUCAACACUUUUUAAAAUAGUUAAAUUUCAGAGAACACAUGAGUGCUCAGUUGAUAUUCGAAAAUCAGAUCAAAGGCAAGCAACUUCAAAUGUGAUUAGAGAUUACGUGAUUGACAACUUAAGAGACAUAGCUGCUGAGGUAAAACCUAAGUUUGUCAUUUCAGAGAUGAAAAGAGCACAUGGAAUUGAUGUUGGUUAUGGAAAAGCAUGGCAUGCUAUUCAAAAGGGGUUAUCUUUGUUAAGAGGAACAACUGAACAGAAUUAUGAGCAGCUGCCAUCAUAUUUGUAUAUGAUGGAACAAAAAAAUCCAGGAUCAUAUACAAAUAUUGUGAGAGAUGAAGAAAACAGGUUUGUUUACAUGUUUUUUAUGUAUGGGGCAUCAAUUUCUGGGUGGAAGUAUUGUAGACCACUGAUUGCUGUUGAUGGAACAUUUCUAAAAAAUAAAUAUAGAGGUGUUCUAUUAGUGGCUGUUACCAAAGAUGCAAAUAACCAGAUUUUUCCUAUAGCUUUUGGAGUAGUGGAUAAAGAGAAUAAUGAAUCAUAUGAAUGGUAUUUCAGGGAAUUAAGAAAAGCAAUUGGGAUUCGUAAUGAUUUAAUGUUCUUGUCAGAUCGACACAAGGCUAUUGCUAAUGGAAUUGCAAAGGUUUUCCAUGAGUGCUACCAUGGAAUUUGCAUCUAUCAUUUAGAAAAGAAUCUGAAGCAAAGAAGAGUGAGAAACACUGUGAUAAAUCUCUUUCAAAGUGCUGCAAGAGUAUACCUUCAAUCAGAAUUUGAUGACUUCAUGUCCCAAAUAGCUGCUGUUGAUAAGAAAACUGUAUUUCUGCAUCUGCGGAAAGGAGACCGCAGAUGCGGUUGCACGGAAGCGGAGAAAGCAUCGCAGGUGCAGAAUAGGAUGAGGUUGAGCAGUUCCGCAGAAGCGGAAGUAUUUUCGCCUAAGCGAGUACGCAGGAGCGGACAAGAAGUCGCAGAAGCGGUUUGGGCUUGGAG